This is a messenger RNA of Medicago truncatula (barrel medic), 668 nucleotides long. RefSeq names its product probable histone H2B.1. Gene Ontology annotation, cellular component: nucleosome. The transcript has a single exon. The coding region runs from base 53 to 484 and encodes 143 amino acids. Gene Ontology annotation, molecular function: structural constituent of chromatin; DNA binding; protein heterodimerization activity. The record is from RefSeq and is a predicted model, not a curated record. NCBI's taxonomy places the organism in Eukaryota, Viridiplantae, Streptophyta, Magnoliopsida, Fabales, Fabaceae.
AUCAAUCUAAACAAACAAACAAUCACCAGUUUCCAAAUUCCCAAUCCAUUCAAUGGCACCAAAGGGAGAGAAGAAACCUGCAGAGGAGAAGAAAUCCACCGUCGCCGAGAAAGCUCCGGCAGAGAAGAAGCCAAAGGCCGGAAAGAAGCUUCCAAAGGAAAGCGGUUCAGCCUCUGGAGAGAAGAAGAAGAAGAGAAACAAGAAGAGCGUUGAAACCUACAAGAUCUACAUCUUCAAGGUUCUGAAACAAGUUCACCCUGACAUUGGUAUCUCAAGCAAAGCCAUGGGUAUUAUGAACAGUUUCAUCAAUGAUAUCUUCGAGAAGCUCGCUCAAGAAUCUUCCAGACUUGCAAGGUAUAACAAGAAGCCGACGAUAACUUCGAGGGAAAUUCAGACUGCUGUUAGGCUUGUUCUUCCUGGAGAAUUGGCUAAGCAUGCUGUGUCUGAGGGUACCAAAGCUGUAACGAAGUUUACAAGUUCUUAGAUGUUUUAAUUAUUAAUGAUUAGUGUGAUCUUUUCUAUCUAUUAACAAUUCUUCAAGCAAGAAUAGCUUGUUGGAUUGGAAUUUGGACCCUAUGUUAAACUAGUACUUGGGAAGGAGUAAAAUCAUUCAGUAAGAAGAUGUAACUCAUAAUUGAAUAACUCAAAAGUAAGAGGGUACAAAGAGA